AAAGAAUCUACUGGGUUCGUCGUAGCCUGAUACAUUUUUUAAGUGAUGGCAGAAGGAGUAGUAGAAGAACUGGUAGAAGAGCUGGAAGAACUGGACAUUGCAGCUGAAGGCAAUAACUGGUUAGUCACCGAAACUGACGUCAGAAUGUUGAUGGACAAAGUAGCACGCCAUCGCUAUUACAAAUCGGAUAAUGAUUCGGAGAGUGCAUCCAUCAUGAACAUGUGUACGAUGCUCUUCAAUAGAGACUAUGAAUGUCAGCAUCUAGAUAAUCAGUGUGGGAAACUCUGCCCGACUUAUCCAAUGAACAUAAUUAUUCCUAUAAAAGAGAGAGCAGCAGACGUUGCUGAAGCGCAGUUUCCGAGCACUAGCUUCGAUGUUGAUGAAUUCGCUCCACUGGUUGAGCAGUCGCGCUUUUCUAGACGCCAUAACAGGUUUCCUGUGCCUGUUAUCUUAUUUUGUGGAAAGUAUAUUUGCCGUUCUGCUUCAGUCCAUCCUAACGUGGUGUCUCAAUGGUACGAAAAGGAUGGAAGAUAUAGAUAUUUUGAGGACACUGAUUUCCAAUACGGGAUGACCACUACUUGUGCAACCUAUUUACUACAGAAUCUUAAAUUCCAAAGACAAAUAAGAAAGGAUGUUGAUGUCAUGAGGUACUGUAAUAUACGUUAUAUUUUUGACUUGAGAAUGGAAAACAGAAUGGGCAAGCGUUCUGAAGCAGUGAAUGCUUCAGAACCUUUUUACUUGCAGUAUUAUGAAGAAUUCAAAAGAAUUUCCGUACCUUACCCAGAGUCCAGUGAGUUUAAAGAGUUCUACUUCAAUCGAAGGGUAGAUUUACUACAUUACAAUUGGAAUUCGAUAAGGGACUGCUUCGAUUUUCAGCUACCUGAGAAUGAUUCCAUAGUACCUCCUCCAAAAAUAGACUUUACUAAAUACAAGGAAUGGAAAGUUGUUAUGCUUACUUUCAAUUAUUUUUCCCUCUUAUUGAACUAUGUAACUUCUACCGAAAAGGCAAUCCUUGUCCAGGGCAAUAGAGGUUUUGAUAAGACGCCACUCUUCAUAACCCUUUUACGUUUGUCACUUUGGGCUGAUGGCUUGAUCCACAAAUCGUUAAAUCCUAUAGAGAUGUCUUACUUAACGCUAGCAUAUGAUUGGUACCUCUUCGGGCAUGACCUACCCAAACAAUUUGAUAAAGGAUACCUGAUCAUGCUUUUCUGCAUCCAUUCCAUCAGAUAUAUUACGUGGCUAAGAGUGUCUUCAGCCUCAAGUGACAGAUGGCGAAAUCGAGUAAGCAGCAGGUUUGGAAGGUAGUACGGGGCAGCCCGAAGUCUCAUGAUGACCGUCUGCAUCAACUCACAGAAGUAUUUGAGCUAUUAGACGGAGUAUAUUUUGAUGUAUUGGAAACAAUUAAGGAGGAAAGAUUAGAUUUUUCAUAAU
Stegodyphus dumicola is the source of this 1431-nucleotide messenger RNA. RefSeq names its product phosphatidylinositol-3,5-bisphosphate 3-phosphatase MTMR14-like. The record is from RefSeq and is a predicted model, not a curated record. NCBI's taxonomy places the organism in Eukaryota, Metazoa, Arthropoda, Arachnida, Araneae, Eresidae. Gene Ontology annotation, molecular function: phosphatidylinositol-3-phosphate phosphatase activity.